CUAAGUACAUAGACACAGCUAAGACAAUCCCAUGUAUCUUGUAUCAGUCCAGCUUGCCAUCCAUCCAUCUCACCGGUGCCCCCCGCCAUCCAAUCAGGGCAAGUCUGCUUCUCCAGUGGUCGGUAUAAGCAGCGGAGCAUGCUUCUUGAGCCUCCUCUCCAGUCUACUGCCCCGCCUACCCUCACCCACUUCACUUUACCAUACACUCUUGUCCACCGUUUCACCCGUCUCAGACGCUCGGUCCUGCUAUCCCACCCAAGUCCUUCGUCUCUGGCUUUUACCAUCCUCUCCCACCGUGUUUGCUGUCUCGCUCCAUCUCGUGGCCACCGGAUCGUCCAUAUAACGUACCGACUGCUGCCUAGCCACCCUAUAGCCAAUCCGCAAUCACUCACCAUCCACCCAUCCAGCCAGCGCCCCUCUCCGGCGCAUCCAGUCAACCGACAUUGGGGAUCCCGCAAACUUCUACCUUGACGCCCGUCUUUGGCAUUUCCAUUGCUGCCUGUCUUCUGCUUUGAUAGUCACCACUUCAUCAGCCUGCCGCCAUGGACGACGACCUGGCUUUCCUUAUUCCCGACGCCUUCGACUCCGACACGGGAACCGUCAUUGUCCUGCUGCCUGACAACUCCGUCUCGCAUAUCUACAAUGUCAACCCUUCUAUCAUCAAAGAGCAAUGCCCGCUUCUCUAUCAUGCCUUCGAGCUUGGGGCCUACAAUUUCAGCCAGGCCAACAUCGAGGCCACCUCGCGUGCUGCUGUCGUUUCUCUGUUGCGUUUCUUGUACACUGGAAGCUACAUCACAACCGCUGGCAGCGAUACCCUCCUGCACCAUGCCGUGACCUUCAAGAUCGCCCAGGAUUUUGACGUCCCUGCUCUCCAAGUCGCCGCCUAUGCCAACUUCAACAACAAAACCGAGCUCUCGUCUUGCUAUGCGACUCCCCCAGCUGAUUUGUCCGAAACCAUCCGCUUCCUCUACGAGCAUCUCGCGAGCCACCAGGCCCGUCUGGAGCACACCCUCGUCGACACCCUCCUGCACUACUGUCUCUCCAUCUUCGCUUACCAACAGCUGGGUCAUAGUGAGAGCUUCCGUCAAGCUGUCUACGACAUUCCCGCCUUUUACAAGGACCUGUGCAGGUUGAGCAUGGAAAGGAACUUUCAGGAUGACGGUGCCUCCGAGCUCCUACAGCUUCCUGCCCCCAAAACCAUUCCCGAAUUCAAACUGGACGAGUGCAAUCAUAUCAUUCACGACUUCUGGCAGGAUCCAGAGGAUGAUAAUGCCAUGCUCAUCGAUGACGUGGAACCCACUAACGCGAAUGACAACAAUCACUUCGCCGCACUCGUCCACAGGCCAAAGAAUAGCACCGACAUGGCAUUCCUCCCAGACUCUCCCUCGAGCGCAGAAGAAGAUUACGGUUUCACACUCGUCCAUCGUCCCAAGAGCCAUGGCCACGGCUUCGACGAUACUACCGGCGCGGUGUACGAGAGCGACAUGAGCACUAUGACGAGCCCCGAGCUCCUGGCAGCCCCAUCCGAUCUCGACGCAGACGGCGACACCGACACCGAGGAUAGUUGGUCCCUUGUCUGA
Periconia digitata is the source of this 1580-nucleotide messenger RNA. Lineage: Eukaryota; Fungi; Ascomycota; Dothideomycetes; Pleosporales; Periconiaceae. The record is from the annotation of a GenBank genome assembly.